UUUGAGCAAACUAUAAAUAACUCAAUUCACAUUUCUUUCACCUUCUUCGAGAAACAUCUUUGGAUUAUUGGCCAAGCAAAUCGAAGUAACAAUGGGUUGGGUUUGGACCGACGACGAUUCCAAGCAUUCCGGCGCUGAUGAUUUCAGCGUCUUCAAGGAUUUUGAAAACCCUAAAUCAUCCUCCGGCAGCGACGGAAACGGCGGUGAACGGUGCGCCACCAGGAAGGUUGUGAACACUCGAUGCCGAACUGAGGAGACCGAGCCUGGAAAGUUCAUCCGUAAGUGCGAAAAAACUGAACAGAUUUUCAAGGACUGCGUUGGAAGGCCUUCUGAGAUGGUAGAGUCUAAUAAAGAAUACACCGAGGAAGAUGUCACGGACCAGAUGACUAAAGGUUCAUAUUCUAUAGAGUCAAGUGUGCCUUUUGACUUCCCUGGGAUGCGCAGUGAUAUUGAGAAUAUUGAGCGAAGCUUCUUCGGUGGCCUUGAUCGUUUCUUUGAAGCAGCCGUGGAGAUGAAGAAUGGCUUCUUUGGUGCAUUCAGCAUUCCUCGUGUCUUUGAUGAUGACCUAUCAUCCUCACGUGAGAGACGUGGUAUACCCAUCGAAUCUCAUCCUCCUAAAGAAGGUUCCCCUAAACCAAACAAUUCCGAUGGAGAGGUGGAUCUAUCUGGCUUGGCUAGAGAUGUUUGAAGCAAUCAAGUAGGAGAUCGUCUCCAGGCAUAUCAGUCACGAAUGAGAGAUAUGUGAAUAUGUUGCUAUUAUGUUUACGCACAUCUUAGAUUUUGCUUUUCUUUCUUUAUUUUCUUUCUGUUCUGAAUCUCUUGUUUUACUACUACUCAUAAAGGUUCUAAUUUCUGACUUUAUUUA
This is a messenger RNA of Nicotiana tabacum (common tobacco), 865 nucleotides long. Its product is annotated as fra a 1-associated protein-like. The record is from RefSeq and is a predicted model, not a curated record. Lineage: Eukaryota; Viridiplantae; Streptophyta; Magnoliopsida; Solanales; Solanaceae.